AUGUUGAGUGAAGAUGAGGAUAUGAUAGAUGAUGUUCCAAGAGAAGUUGAAAUGAACACUGCCAGAAAACUUAGUUUCAAAGUAGAGGUGAAAGACGAGCCUGGUGUUGUGCCCAAGACUGACAUAACAAUCACUGAGCAAGCCUCCCCAGCUACUGCUGCCAUUCCAAGCACCCCUGCAGUAGCUGCCACACCUGCUGUUACUCCCACCACCUCUCCCACUGCUGCCACUUCGGUAUCUGGCAGCUCUCCUUCCAAUCUCGGGGCGGGUACCCCACCACCUCGAGGUCGCACUGCCACUUCAUACAUACAGCAGAACAGCAGCACCAAGUUCAUUCCCCGUUUGGUGGAUGGAGGCAGUGGACCAACAGAGCCUGGGGAAUUAACUCCAGCUGAAUGGAAUGUAUUUGAUGUUGCCCAGUUUCUUCGCGUCAACGAUUGUGCUGCCUAUUGCGAUAGUUUCAGCAAGCGCAAAAUUGAUGGCCCUAAGAUGUUGGCUCUGACCAAGGACCAAGUGAUUGAUCUCACUGGUGGGAAAGUUGGGCCAUCUCUUAAAAUUUACGAUCUAAUUCAGCAGCUAAAAAUAAAAGUGAAUCCAGCCCAAGAGAGAAUGAAAGCAAGCUUGAAGAAACUCCUGUGAACAUUGUCAGGUGAGCUUUGCCAUGUACAGUUCAAGGCAAUCAUCAGACAACUCAGAACUCUUUAUCAACAAGUUGUUUUAAGCUGUGUACUGUAUAUGUGAGACUUCUUAGAUUUAUUAACGUUUGUAUUAUGCAAAUGAAACAAUGCUGUAUAGCUUGGUGUAUAUUUAUUUUGCCCCUUCGGACUGGACCAGUCUACAAGACAAUCAUCCUGCUCAUAGUUAACUUAAUGUGACAGGGUUUCCUCUUCCCAAUAACACAACUCAAGGCUUCUUAUAGCCAUGUGUAACUCUCAGGUAUGCUUUAUAAUACUGUUCUGGAAUUUUGUUUGAGCAGUAGUUGUAGAUACAGUGGAUUCUUUGAAUAUUUGUAUCAUUUACACUUUUUUGAAGUUUGGGGAUAAUUUUUCUCUAAGUGAUAUACCUUAAGAACUAAGAAAAAAAGCUCAUCAAAUCAUCAUGUAUGUUUGUCAAUCCUUUUAAGAAUUGUAGUGUAAAUAUUUGUUAGAAACUAUUGGAUAUAUGCUUUCGUAAAUCAUUUAAUAGUUACAAGUUUUAACAUGAAUAUUGAAACACAUGUGCUUUGUGCUUCUAGUACACCCCUUCCAGUGUUUACGAUUGGAGUAACUCUUGAGUGUCCCAUUUGUAGUUAAUACAAUAAUGCAAUUGAUUAAUCGAUAAUUUGUAUAUAGGUGGUUUGUUUCUUCAGGCAUUUGUGUAAAUUUGCAUUUUUAAACAGAGAAGAACCUUCAAAAAAUUCUUAAUUGCCAGUUGUAUUAAGUUUAGAGUGGAAGAAUGAGCAUUCUAAUUAUAAUUAUUUUAUUCAAAUUAUUAAUCCGAGUAAUACAAAUUAAGAAAGCUUUUGAAUAAACUGUACCCAUUACAUAAAAUGUAUCCUAGAUUGAUAAUCAUUCUUUACAUUUACAAAGUAAACAUAUUUGUUUUUGAUAUAUUUGCAAAAAAAUAAUUUCUUGGCUUUGUGCACAUCUCAUUUUUGCCUAAUUACUUACACUGAAGAGUCAAUAGCAAUAUUAAUUUGUUUUCUCUUUUUAGCAGAUUAAAAAAGAUUCAAUGCAAACAAUGAAUAUCUUCUUUUAAAAGAAAGAAUUAUAUUAUACUAGAGAAAAUUGAAUAUUUAUUUUGUUUUGUAACUUCCACAUAAUAGUAAAAAUGAACAAAUCAUUUUGAACAGAUUCCUUUUUUGGAAACCAUUGUUGAAUAAACUCAUUUUUUAUGAAAUAUUUAUUACAUGAGGCUCUUGUAAAGAUAUAGAGGUCUUAUUAUGCAGAAUGUUUUCAGGAUCUAAGAGUCUUCUUUUGUUUCUAUCAUUGUGUGAGAAAAGUGUUUUGGGUGUUGCACAGGAACCUGAUUUUGAGAAUUCAGAUUUUCAUCGCCUAGAAGCAACUAUUCUAACAUGUUGUAGCCUUUGUGAUGAUCUGCUGCUUGUGCAAACAGAUUGAUUGUUGAAAUAUAAUUGAGAAUAAUAUACUAUAAUAUGUUAAAUGAAGACUAUAAAAUAUAGAAAUAACAUAUGUUGUAUAAUAUGUUAAUAUAUAGGAUACUUGCUAUUAUGAGAUAAACAUAUUUUUUGAAGUAAAUUAUGUUCUUGGUACUUUAUUUGCAAGUAAUAUGUGGUCAUUUUGCAAAUGCCAGUGAGGAAGUCAGAGAUGGAGUUGACUAAUAGGCAAUCAUAAAUUCCAAUGACUGUUGAUUCUUGGUCACCCAUUACAUUAAAAAAAAAUAUUUGAUGUGAUAAAAUGUUAUUUGCUUGUGAUGUUAGCACAGUAAUGCUUGGACAGUAAUGUUGAUAGCAGCUAACAUCAGUUUGAUGAGAAGGUUAGAGGUUUUGGUGUGAUCUUUGUCAAAAUGACAAUAUUUUCGUUUAUCACAGUGAAAUCUCAGUAUUUUUUCCAAUUUAAUUGCAUACUCAAGUAUUCUGAUUUGGGUCAUUAAUGUAAUGCAUUUUACGUGUUUCUGUUCUUUCCAUUUCUGUCCAACUGAUUAUUAAAAAGUCCACUUCGAACACAUUCUGAAGUCUUCAGUAGUCUUUCGGGAAAUGCUGCACUCCCAUCUUCAGGUCUAUUACAAUUCAAUAAAAUUAGUUUUACUAACUAAACACACAAACAAUAAUUUAAGUAGACUUUACAAGGACUAAUAUAAAUUGACGUGUGGAGUUGCCAUUUUUUAAUAUAAGAAAUUGUAAGAAUCAACAGAAGAUCUUACUGACUACUGGUAUUUGUCUGACCUCCUAUGAGCAGAACUUUAGCCAUUGUCAGAUUAACCUAAAAGGGUUUUGAAACUUCUUUAAAAUCUUUUUGAAAUUGAGAAGCUUAUUAUGUCAAGAUUCAUUCAUUCUGUAACAAUGAAUUAACAAUUUAAGAAAGUAGAGCUUGCCUGUUCGUGACAAACAGCUUGUUAUGUCAGCUCACAGUCUUGCAUGAAGUACUAUGUUUGUGGACAGGAGUUAGAGUGAAAAUUAUUGAGCAACAAUUUGUCAGUGUUAUGUCUAUUGGCAGAUUUCAGCUUGGUUGUUCCAUUCAAUCCCAUCCACCCAUUCCAUUCAAAUUAAAUGUAGCUGUAUGCAAUUGCUAAACAAAUUUGAAUAUCACUUCCUACAGUUUAAAUAAAAAACCAUUGCAACAUUUUUAAAUAUAAUUUUAGGGAAAGAAAUACAUUGUACUCUAAGGAAAGGGACCAUAUCAAAAUAUGAGGGUGGGGGGGGGGAUAACCAAAUUUAAAAAAAUUAUAAUUUCCACAUUUUUAAUCCAAAAUGAAUGAAUUUUGCCAUGAGAAAUGGAAUUCCUUCAGUAUAACAGUUUAGGGAGAUGUAAAUUUCAGUGUUAGGGUAAACAUUUGAAUAAUUUUAAAAAAAUUUUUUUUUCACAAACAAUGUGUGUGUGUGUGUGUGUGUGUGUGUGGUUUUAGUUUAUUUUCUCUUUUGUAAAUGUAAUUAAUGUUUAGGUCCAAUUCUGUUCUACUCGGUAAUGUUUACUUUAUAGGGUAGUCAAAAAUAUAUUGUUGUAUGAUUAUCAUAUAUUUUGACUAUAAUACUCAUUGUUCCAUGUUUUUGAGCAUUCUGAACUCUUCAUCCUAUUUGUGUUUUUCUUGCAUAUACAAUUUUCUAAAUACUGGAAGUAACUGAUGAAAACAAUUGGUAUUUUUAGAAGUCUUUUUAGGUACUCAAGUAGUGGGAUAUCUCUCUCCUUUAUGGAGUUUGUUUUUCAGUAGUAUUUGUGACCUCAGACAUUGUACAAAAUAGUAUAAAAAUAGUUGAAAGAGAGAUCUAUGGGGUCUUCUUCCUCAGUAGAAAUGAGAUGUGUACAAAAUAAAUUGAUCAAAAUGUUUAAAAUAUUUUAUGUAAUUUUUGUUAAAUGAAAGCUAAUAUCACAUUAAAGAAUUAAAUUAGAACAAUGUGCCUGCAUAGAAUAAGUACAGCAAAUAUUAUUGUGAAAUAAGUACGUAUUUAUUACAUUGCAAUGCCCUGUAAGGUCUCAUUUUGGUCACAUCAUGUUCUCUUUAUUAAUUAAAGAGUAUGACUAUUUGUGUAAUUAUUGAAAAAAAUUGAUGUUUUAGUAUGAAUUAUUUUCUGACGAUCUUGUGCAUUCCUAUUUUUAUAUUAAUUGUAUGUACAAUAAAUAUAUAGCAAUGUAAAUAUAUUGAUAUGCUUUAUUCAAAAGCUUUUAAAUUUGAAUUUCUCUCACGUAAUAUUAGUAUUUGCACUACCUGUCUAUGUAGAACAAUUGACAAUAGAGGAUGUAUUUUUUGAAAAGGAAUCGACUGUAUCAAUGAGUUACACAUAAGAGAAUGUGGUGGAAAAUGUAGUCAUUAAGGAAGGUAAAACAUCAAACAUCAACCUUAAAAGAGCUUUUUGCAGUAUCUAAAUUUCAUUAUAGUAGCA
Gryllus bimaculatus (two-spotted cricket) is the source of this 4537-nucleotide messenger RNA. The record is from the annotation of a GenBank genome assembly. Lineage: Eukaryota; Metazoa; Arthropoda; Insecta; Orthoptera; Gryllidae.